This is a messenger RNA of Fimicolochytrium jonesii, 1914 nucleotides long. RefSeq lists its product as uncharacterized. The transcript has 7 exons. The record is from RefSeq and is a predicted model, not a curated record. The coding region runs from base 119 to 1684 and encodes 521 amino acids. Lineage: Eukaryota; Fungi; Chytridiomycota; Chytridiomycetes; Spizellomycetales; Powellomycetaceae.
UCCAAAUGAAGUUGUGCAAAUGAAGACAGACUAGCAGGCCUAUCGGCAUUGAUAUAUAAAAGGCCGCGCGCCAGCGGGGCCUCCCUCCUACCUGUAGAUACUUGCCGCCAUCCUCGCGAUGACUCUCUCGACACCGGUCUGCGUUGGCUUGGCCAUCCCCGUGCUAACUGCCGUUGCCUUUGGCUUGCGGCAGGCUUACCUGCGGUUUGUGGCCAAGACCACGGUGUUCAUUGACGAGCAUUAUGUAGCAGAGCAAGGCCCACGACGUGGCAAGUCGGCGGUGGUAUGCGGUGGUAGUUUCGCUGGAAUGGCGGCGGCCCGGGUGUUGCUGAACCACUUUGACCACGUCACUGUUUUGGAGAGUGAGGCCUUGGACGUUGGGAACACGGACUGGAAAAGUCCGAGGAAGAACAUCGUUCAAGCCAGUGCCCUCCACAUAUUGCAGCCAGCAGGGUUCCGGAUGCUGGAGCGCCUGUUUCCGGGCAUCCGUCAACGGUAUCUUGAACUUGGCGUCGCGCCAUUUAAUGUCGUUGAUGGCGUUUUCUCAGUCUGGGGCGGCGUGGUCAUGCGGCCCAAAGCUAAAGACGUGGACUCAGUCCUAGCCAGUCGAACGGCGUACGAGGCAAUCGUGCGCGCAAAGCUUUUGGAAUGCGAUCCAAAACGCUUGAACUUCAAAACAGCCGUAACUGUUCAAAAUCUCGUCAUUGAGAAUGGAAGGGUGCAAGGAGUGACAUGCUACAGCAAAGAUGAUCAAGGAACCUUUACGUUGAACGCUGAUCUCGUUGUAGAUGCGACCGGCAGAAGUUCCAAGGGUCGAAGAUGGUUGAAGGAUGCUGGCUACCCGGAAAUUCCUGAGGAAUCCUAUGAUCCCCAUAUUCAGUACGUAAACGCGAUCUACGAGAUGGCUGGUCCCCUUCCACCAUUCGUAGCGACUAUGCCACGCCCUGGUACCCAAGAUCGCGAUGCAAUCUUCAUGACAAAGAUGGAAAACAAUCUGUGUUAUGUGGCGACACAGAAAGUCGCUGACACUACCUCUGAGGGUCCAAAAACGGACGAAGAGGUUGACGCCAUCUUCGAGAGAGUUCAUGACUUAUGGCCUUUCUGGAAGGACUUGCGAAAGAAUAUUGGCCGUCGUGUUUCCGAUUUAAAAAAAGUCAGAGUUUCUCCGAGCCGCUUCGUUCGCUACGAUUUGAUCCGGAAUUGUGUCGGAUUUGUUGUUGUCGGUGAUGCUUUCUGCAGCUUCAAUCCCAUCUACGGACAGGGAAUGACGACAGCAGCAAUGGCGGCGGUCACUCUCUCGGGUGUUCUUCGGAGCAACACUCCUGACGCCGACAUCCCUACCGCAUUCCACAGCCUUCUCCAACAUCGUCUCCACAACAUCUGGUUGACGAACCAAGUUUCCGACCUCGCGUACGACAAUAUCGUUCCCUGUGUCGGGAAAUCCCGCACCGAUUCCGACAUCAAGUUUAUGUCAAGCUUCAGCGCCGGGCUGUUCAAGGCCGCGCAUAUCGACGUGCAUGCGGCAGCUGUUCUCUGUAGGUCUACCAGCUUGGUCGCUUGGCCCCAUGAGACUCUGCACCCUCAAGUUCUCUGGGCCUUCUUCAAAGCGCUUGUUCUCGGUGAAAAGUCUUCUCAGAAUUGGGAAUUCAGAGAUGGGCAAUUGGUCCAGGCCCCCAGCGCGUGAGUAUGACCUUCUGAACAUUCGUACAUAGCCGGACUAUGCUAGCGUAUGUUGCGUGGACCGUAUUUUGCUGUGUGCACAUUGUAAUCCCAUUAUGCCGCUCCCAUAUUUCAUUCAAUAGAACGUACUGUACUGUAUGCAUUCCUUUGUGCAGCGAGGCAGGCAUAGGAGGACAGAUAGGAGGCAUAAGAAGUUAUGAUAAGAGGCGUCCCAGCAACUACGACAACUUCGUA